Plasmopara halstedii is the source of this 2508-nucleotide messenger RNA. RefSeq names its product Predicted DNA repair exonuclease SIA1. NCBI's taxonomy places the organism in Eukaryota, Oomycota, Peronosporomycetes, Peronosporales, Peronosporaceae. Gene Ontology annotation, cellular component: cytoplasm. Gene Ontology annotation, molecular function: hydrolase activity, acting on ester bonds. The record is from RefSeq and is a predicted model, not a curated record. The transcript has a single exon. The coding region runs from base 1 to 2508 and encodes 835 amino acids.
AUGUCAGGUCACGCAAUAUCUUUGUCGCCAUCCAAGACUCAGUUCCACGCGCUACAUUCUCAAGACUCAACUUCCUCGCUACCGGGCGAGAUGAACUCCACACAGUUUGAGCCCGUCGAAGAAAAUGGGCUCGACUUUAUGACUACCCGGUGCAAAGCAUUUAUCGUCACAGCAGUGUUGGUCACAUUGGCGGUUGUGAUAACAAUAAUUAUCGUUCUUUCUAUCUCAAUUGACGAUGAUGCUGUUUCAAACGAGGGCACAGAAAUUAUUCCAGCCAACUUGCUGGCUUUAUCUCAUGUAGCCGUGACCAAUUUGACUUUAAUCAGUGCACGCUCAGAUGACGAUGCCAGAGAUGCAUGUGUACAGCGUGCGUGGAUUCCGACAGGAGUCGAGUGGGCUUCGUCGGAUAGAAUAAGUUCGUACUUGUGUAUGCAGCAGAGUGUGGAAGCAACGAAGAAUAGCGAAGAUGUAGGUUCAAUCGAUUUAAAUUUGAUAUCGGUGAUGCGACGUCUUGUGGUCGUGUCCGGUGCCGAAACAUGCCCUUUCAACAUGCAGGUGGUCGUUAAUCCGAGUACCAACCUUCUCAUUUGUAUGGAAUUUGUCUCUGCAAAUAAGGCCUUCGACACGCAGCAGUACGUAGUGGAUGUCAUGACGACGACUGAAUUAUUCUACAACCACGAAACACCAGGUUGGAUCACCUGGCCGGCCGACCUCAGAAUGGAUCUAUCAACUUCUGGCGUGUACCUAAGCGUUCGAUAUCCAGUUCGCCCUAUCGUGGCUCUACAAAUUCUAACAGAUGUGACUACAGCUACCAUCUAUUCCGCGUGUGAGGAGCUGGAACCUCAAGGGCAAUGGGAAAGUCCGGAGUUCGUACUUAAAUCGUCUGAGAGUGCGACUGCAAACAGCAAUAUCAGCGACGUCCUCAUUUGCAUUCAGCGCCCGCUAGCAAAUGCGACAGAUCUAAUUUCUGUGUUGAUCGAUCUAAAUGUGGUAAAACCGACUGAAUCCUGUUUUGAGAUCGCAAACGGCGCCAACAGCACGGAAAUUAUCAGUGAGCAGAUUAAGUUGUGCGCUCUUUGGGAUCUCGUUGACUUUUCCAGUACCAGCCCGAAUUCACCUUCAAGUUCAGCAACUUCAUCUUUUGUGGCAGAGUUGUCAUUGUACGAAACAUCAAAGGCUGAAAGUAAACGGCUCAACAUCUCGUCGACGAUUUCUGGUGACUGGAAUGUAGUGGGGAACGUGUCCACAGGAUCUGUGCAAACCUUUGUUAUGACGAAAAAGUUCGAGCCAAUCGCUCUGAAUUUAACAACAACGUCGACUAGUUCCCGCAGCAGCAAAAAUGAAACAUCUUCUGCGGUCGAAGCACAUGAUUCGAAAUCAAGUGAUGAACUUUCUUUUAAAGUGCUUCAAAUCGCAGACAUGCAUAUCACUGGAAACCCUGACUUGCGGUGUUCAUCUGGUCCAAGCACAUUCCGCGCAACCUUAUUGGAAGCCGCUUCAAUUAUUGCUGCGGAUUUGAGAGCAGAAAGCAACGCUUCAAUUUCAAUCAAAGCAGGCGACGACAACGAUCCAAUGUACUAUGAGUGUCGAGAGGCACUUACAAUUGCUUUCCUCGACGAGCUCCUUGAUAUUGAGCAACCUGAUUUUGUUGUAUUUUCAGGUGACAACGUUCAGACUGCUCAUGACAAAAAGAUAAACGCUUUUGCAAUCAAUGUCUUUACUGCGCGCGUUGAGCGUAAACAAAUUCCUUGGGCUGCAGUGUUUGGUAAUCACGACGCAGAAGGUGGGCUGACUCGCGAAGAAAUGUUGGCAUUAAUGAUGGAAGGAAAGCAGUUUUCUCACGUGAAAUACGGCCCCCGUAACGUCGCUGGCGUUGGAAACUACGAAGUUAACGUCGUGGCACCACGUGACGGCCCCUGGGGUGAGCAGGGAACAACUGUUUUCCGCAUGUAUUUCUUGGACUCAUUGGCCACUAUUCGUAAGGAAAUGUAUCCAUCGAUAGACGAUGAUACCGAUUACGAUUGGAUUAAAGAGUCUCAGAUUGAGUUCUAUCGACAAUUAGCAGAGUUGCACGCCGCAGAAGAGACGAGUGGCAGUAAUUCGUCACAUCAUGGCAGUAUCCCGGCAGUUAUGUUUUAUCACAUUCCGAUUCCCGAAUAUGCGUUAGUGUCACCCUUAAAUCGUGCUGGAGACAAAAAUGAAAUUGUAUACAGUGCUGCGGUGAAUUGUGGUUUAUUUUCCGCUCUAGUUGAGAUGGGAGACGUGAAGGCUACUUUCGUAGGACAUGACCAUAUAAAUGAGUACUGCUACUCGCGGCAAGGCAUCCAGCUUUGCUACGGUGGGGGCAUUGGGCUAGGUUUUGCUUACGGGCUCGCUGACUUCGAAAGGCGAGCUCGAGUGCUUAAAUGGACCUACAACGCAAAUCAAACUCGCACGUUGCAGAGCUGGAAGCGACAUCUUAACGAUCCCACACAAACUCAAUCGUUUGAGAUUCUCUACUCAGAAUAG